ACCCGUGGCCGGUACUACAAAACGGGGUUACUGGCUUAUCGGGGUAACUUGUAGGAUUUAGGGUAGCACAGUUCAAAUGGACUUCAUGUUCGUUCAUUUACAUUUUGCCCAGACUACCUUAAAUCUUACCUCGAUAAGCCAAUAACCCCGCUUCGCAAUACAGGCCACUGGGGAUUCGGCGGGACUGCCGGGUGUCGUAUCCCGUCAUGCACCGCGGACCCUCAGAUUUCUGGCAUGCGCAAAGCGGCGCUUCGGGAAUCUGCCGAACAAAGAUGGCCGCCUGUGCUAUGCGGCGGGGCUUAUGGUCCGCGGUCAGCGGGUACAGGAGAAGACAGGCGUUACGGGUGUUAAACGUCGAUUUCAACAGCAGACCCGAGUCGUAUAGGCAGCCGUCGCCGUGCUCUUCGUGCAGCCCUUUCGCUGUGGCCCAGGCGCGGCUCCUCUCAUCACGCAACAGACCCGAGGGCAAAGUGCUGGAGACGGUGGGAGUGUUUGAAGCACCAAAACAGCAUGGCAAAUAUGAGACAGGACAGCUUUUCCUGCACAGUGUUUUUGGUUACAGGGGAAUAGUUCUUUUUCCCUGGCACGCCCGCCUCUACGACCGUGAUGUCACGCCCCCCACCACCGAAAGCAAGUCAGAGCCUCCUGGCACUCAUGGGUCAAAGGAGGUGAAAGGGAAGACCCACACGUACUACCAAGUCCUCAUAGACACCCGGGAUUGUCCGCACAUUUCUCAGAGAUCACAGACGGAAGCGGUGACAUUUCUGGCGAAUCAUGACGACAGCAGAGCCCUUUAUGCAAUCCCGGGUCUGGACUAUGUGAGUCAUGAAGACAUCCUUCCCUAUAGCUCGACCGACCAGGUCCCCAUUCAGCACGAGCUGUUUGAACGUUUCCUCAUGUUCAACCCAUCCAAAGUUCCCCCCUUCGUCCCUCGUGACACACUGCGGGCCUGGCAGGAGAAGAACCACCCCUGGCUGGAACUGUCGGAUGUGCAUCGUGAAAGCACAGAGAACAUCCGGGUCACAGUCAUCCCCUUCUACAUGGGCAUGCGGGAAGCUCAGAAUUCCCACGUGUACUGGUGGCGCUACUGUAUUCGGCUGGAGAACAUGGGCAACGAGGUAGUGCAGCUACGGGAGAGGCACUGGAGGAUAUUCAGCCUGUCGGGAACGCUGGAGACGGUCCGAGGCCGGGGCGUAGUGGGCCGGGAGCCAGUGUUAUCCAAGGAACAGCCAGCGUUCCAGUACAGUAGCCAUGUCUCCCUGCAGGCGCCCAGUGGGCACAUGUGGGGUUCUUACCGCCUCGAGAGGCCCAACGGCACCUUCUUCGACGUCCGCAUCCCGCCUUUUUCGCUUGAAAGCAAGAAGGAUGAUACUCCCAACGGCUUCCUUCCAGGCCCCUUCUCUUCCCUUCCCUGAAAACCUGCCCCCUGCCACUACAUAUAAAUGACCCAAUCAGAUCUGUGAAUAAGGGAUAAUGAAUGAACCUACACCUCUGGCAAUAACAUAAGGGAAAAUGUUCGCACUGCCAGAAACCAUUAAUUCCUUCAAAAGGGAGAAAUUUUAUUUUAUCGCAGCCUUAUUUGACUGCCUUCAAAUCUGAAGUAUUUGAUUUUUGAACUGUGGAAUGUUUUGUCUGAUCAGAUUUAAGACUUUUAAUGGUGCUCUGCAUUGAUAAUCUUUACAUGCUGUGGCAGUGUCCAGCUCUCCAGAGGUACACCCUGUGUUAGCACUUCUUUUAUCUGUUGUUUGAAAUCCCCAGGGAACGUUUGGUCCACUGGUUUGAUCCCCUGUCCCCAGGGUGAGGUUUCGAAAUGACGCAAAGCGUAUUCUGUUGAAUGUGCUCUAAAUGAAUCUGCUUUUAAAAGUCUACCUACUAUUUAGUGCGUUUAAAUAUGGAUUUGCACUCUAAACAACCUAUACAAAACCCUCAUUGUCAUCUCCUUAGCAACUAGCAGCCUGCUGAACUCUGAAUGAGUGAGGUGUGGCUGUGUAGUGAUGCCUCACUCCAGUCCCUUAAAUGCUGAAGUCCUGCAGGUUUAGCCUGCAAUUUAAUUAGCACCUGUGUUAGACAUAAAGUACCAUGUGAUGUAAGUCACUAUGCUAGGAGUGACAGGUAAAGAUGGCGAAAACACACACGUCGUGCACCGUGCGCAAAUGAAAUCUGUGCGGCCAUAAUAAGUUCGUAUAUAUCGUAGCUGAAAUUACAGGACUUUUAUGAACUAUAUUUUUUGCUGCUAUAAUUACACAACCCCUCUGCCCCCUCCCUGCCCGAUUUAUCAAUAUUUAAUUUUUUUUUCAGUUGCCUCCAUCUGCUUCUCUCUGCGACCUCCCAAAGUCUGUUCCACAGUAAGGUUUAACUGAGUUAGCCAUUGGUCUUAUGUGGGGGUAGUGGUGUGUCGGAAAACUUACUGGUUCUUCAUCAGGGCAAAAUAUAAUCAAUGUAUUAAUUAUUAUUGCUCACAAUCAGUGAUGGUGCUGUCUAUUCAAAAAUGGGGACGUGCCCCAAAAUAAGCCAAGAGCACCCUCUAGUGGAGUCAAAAACAUAUAGCAAAUGGUUCACGAGGCAUCAUUUUGUCCGUCACUACCCACUAUCAAAUUUGUGGUAUGCAGCUCAUAGUAAUUUUAGGUAUCGUUUUACAUUAACUGCAUUUUCAUGAUAUAUUCAUAGAAGAUUCAUAAGCAGCAUAUGAGUAUACGUAAACAUCCUAACAUACCAUAACAGCCUAAAUAUACAUCAAUAACAAAUAUUAUAUGGUUAUACAGUUAUAUUUAUCAUAAUGUUUAUGUAUGCCUACUACAGCUGUUAGGGUAUGUUAGGAUGUUAAGGUAUACCUCCAUGCUGCCUAUGAAUGUUUUAUGUAGAUGCAGUGAAUGCUCUGCCAAAGCAUUAUUGAAGGCAUUAUUAAGAUGCAGUCAAUGUAAAUUGGUUUUAAGUAUUAUGAUGGAAGCAGUAAUGGACUGCAGAGUGGCAACUCAGUUGCUAAUUGCAUUUAUAAUUCAAAGUUAAUAUAAGCUAAAGGAAAACUUGCUGUGAUCAGGUUUAAACCUGUUAAAUGCUUCAUAUCGUCUUCCCUUUGGGGUGUUGCAUGUCAACAGUGGUGUUGAAUUAGAGAAUGCAGUUAAGGGGUUCUAAAUGGAGCGAAUGUGGAAUGUAACGCGGAUGAUGGAACGUAACCAUGAAAUAAACAAGGUGUGAUGUGCAGUUGUCACAGUUGGUUGUCUAUGCUGACCUGACGAAUGGCACCAGACGUUAUCGUGCGGUCACCUGUGCACGGAGGUCAGACCCGGUUGCUCGGAGGAGUUGUCAGCUUUCCAGGGCAUCAUGCAGAGUCGGGUGACGCUCAACCUUUGGAAAAUACCAGCUUGAACUGUAAGGGAUGCGUAAUUCUCUCAGGCAGCCAGAAUGUGUAGUAGCAGACAAGGCAUUUCAGUAGGGGUGCAUUUUCUUUCUGUUAGGCCUCUUAAAUGGCAAUGGCAGCAGUGCGGCUGCCUGCUUCAGGUUUCAGCAUUUGCUUGUUAGAAUCGUAUGACAUCGCCUAUAAAUAAAUGAGGAUCUCCUCGACACUGGUCACCGAAUGCAGGAGAGCCAUUAGCUGCGGGGAGCUGUUUGGGGUGUGUCGCUAUAUAGAGAUGCAUGAAUGAGGCAUUUACUGCUCCUCGGGACAAAAGAGAAGUUGGAACAGUUUUUGUUGUUAUUUCUAACCACAACCCCCAUCCAUCUCAACGUGCUAAGUUUGUCAGCCGCUUACACUCUAUCUCCACCUUCUGCGAUGGAUCGUUCUCCUUCCAGCUUGCUGCUUGAUAUCAUCAUCCCAUCCUUUUGACUACCAAAGGCUUGGUGACGGACUGUAUAUACCCUUGUUUCAGGAGCUCAACACGCUGUUUUUCCUGUGUAUUACACCUUUGAACCUGACCAGCUCUAAGCCAAACUUAUGGUAUAGAUCCUCGUAUUUGUCUUGUAUGUACCAGGCAUAUGAAUCUACACUUACCAGCUCUGAAAUGCACCAGAUUUCUUGUUUGCCUGCUUCUGUCCAAGAUGCCCUUUUUAGUGCUUCCAUUUGAGUUCUUUUAAGCAAUAGUCCAUUUCAUUAUCCAUUCCGACACUGUUUUUCCAGCUGUACAUACAUACCUUCUUUUUAUCUUAUCAAUGGUACUGGCCAAAUAUGCCUAAUAGCUGCUAAUUCCGUGUACGUUUAACUCUAAGGUCAGUUUAAAUUUCUGGAUAUUUUUUUCUGGCAUCUGGUAAUGCUGUUCAUUUUUAACACGAUGCAAGUGUAGGGAAUGACACGAGACCUUUAUUUUAAGCAUUUGCGUAUGCAAAAUUUGAUGGAGCUUUUAAUGAAGAACAUGUCUAUGGUUUUGUGUUCUGGGAAGUUGAUUCUCACUGUUGAACAGUCAUUACAGAUGUGUGUCUUUUAUAACAAUGUGGUUGUUUUGUCAGGUUGCCUGACAAUAUGAGAAGGAUGCUUGCAAAGUGCAGAGCCCGAUUGGAAUCUCACUGUUUCUACUGUGACUCUGUAAAUCUUGCGGGUUCAUCCUACUCUGACUACUCACUCUUUCCCGUCCUCCUGGAUUAGUUCUGCACCAUCUCAGAGGUGUUCUGUGGCAUCUGCUUGGCGUCUAACCUUGUUGUUUCCAACAGGGGUACAUUCCGCAUCGAGAGGACGGACGGCUCCCACUUUGACGUUCGUAUCCCUCCCUUCUCUCUUGAGAGCAACAAGGAUGAGAAGGCACCUCCUGCUGGAUAUAGCUGGUAGAACGUUUGGGCAGCAUUCUGCAGUCAGGCCCUGGUUUUUGUGGAAAUGUCCUCCUACCCUAAUUUUCCAUGCCUCCCCCCCCCCCCCCCCUCCACCCCAGAUGGUAGUUGCCUCUACAGUAUUUAUUUGUUCUGUACCUUUUAUGCUCUUGAGUGGAAAAUUUAAAAUGCAGUUUUGAGGAAGUAACUAUUCGGAGUCUUCAGAGUCCAUCACAGCCUCUACUUAGAUGUUUGAGGGGAGAUAUGAGUAGAAGAUAAAAAUGCAUAGUGCUGUAGAUAUUGUGGUUGGUGAGUGAGAAGGUUUGGGUGCACUUUUAAAUCCUUUAAUUUCAUUCGUAAUGUGAAUGAGUUUAACAACUACUGCUAUAGAUAAAAGAACUCGGAGUGUAAAUGUUCUACACAGCAUAAGGUUUCUUACCUGUGGCUUUUUCAUAUUGUUUAAAUAUGCUUCUGCCUUCAGCAGUGGUAUGGGAUUUUUGCACCUGUCGUCCCACCCUAUUUAAAAUGCUGUCUACAGCAUGUCAGUAGGCCGAGUGAAGAUGGUACAUCACAGAAGGUUGUGAUUGCUUGUUUACAGAUGAGCAGUGGUGAUAAAAGACGAUGUGGCUACACUCCAAGGGUCUCCCGACUGUCUCGGAUCAGAUGGGAUCUGCGCGAGACUGGUCAAAAGCCUGUGGUGUUUAGGGGUCAUGGGGGAGGCCGGGAGGCAAGCGUUGAUGUGAAACAUUUGUUGCCAUGACGACAGAACAGGUUCUCCAUCAACAGAAGUACCAGUUGUUUUCCCUGAUCUCUAGAGUACCCUUUACCAAAACAUUUCUUCCAGUGCUGCUCUGUUGUGUUCAUUACAAGAGGUGCACAUAUUUAAAGCCUUUUACUCUGUCCGAGGCUCAGUCUUGAGAUCCCCCUUUAGCUAAGUUAAGAAUAUUGCCAACCAUUAGGCAAAGUGAGCAAGUGGUUAGGGGCAGAGGGGGAUCGAUGACCUCAGAAACUGUCCCUCCUUUUUAUUCCUGUAUUUUUUUUUUUGCAACUGAGAGAGAUUGGUUUGCAGAUGGGUUUUUUUUUCUAUCAAACAAACUCAGCGCAACGAUGUUUCAUUUUUUACAUGCAGAGAAACGGUUUGUGGUGGUGUGUAGUUCCACGCUCAGUGUGGGAAUGUGGACGAGUGAUUCUCUGGCUGAUGGACACAUUUGUGAGGCACGAGAUUUACAACAUCGCAUUUACAAAACUGAAUCUGCAGCAGUGUAAACAGGAGAUUUUCUAGCUAGUUGCCCCUAGGGAGUGAGGCAGUAAUGUUCGUCUUGAUCACCUUGAUCGCAGGGCUUCCAUUUAAUUGUCGCUUGUACUGAAAGGCUCCAGUUCCAUGAGAUUAUGAGAAAGAAAGGAUCCGCAGUUCAGUUACUUUUGGAAUUAGUGCCAUAUCGUCAUCGCAUCAUAUUUGAUUGACCUAGAAAGUAUCCAAGUUGGAAGCCAAGUGGAACAUCCAUAGACACACUCAGUCCACACCAUCCCACAACUGUGCAGAAUAUCCCACUGUCAACUUUGACAGUUCCUUUUUUAUAAAUUGAGUAAAUGGUACCUAAAUGAGAGUGAAAUGUAAGCUUGUAUGACUGCGAUGUUGGUGAAAAUUGAUCUGCGAAUAAAGAUGUUGCAGCAAAAAAUAAACAUACUUUUGAAAGAAAA
Messenger RNA from Brienomyrus brachyistius, 6435 nucleotides. RefSeq names its product polymerase (DNA-directed), delta interacting protein 2 (gene poldip2). NCBI's taxonomy places the organism in Eukaryota, Metazoa, Chordata, Actinopteri, Osteoglossiformes, Mormyridae. Gene Ontology annotation, biological process: error-free translesion synthesis. The record is from RefSeq and is a predicted model, not a curated record. Bases 207 to 1415 code for a protein of 402 amino acids. The transcript has 11 exons. Gene Ontology annotation, molecular function: DNA binding. Gene Ontology annotation, cellular component: mitochondrial nucleoid; nucleus.